Molecule: messenger RNA, 2514 nt
Organism: Colius striatus (speckled mousebird)
Lineage: Eukaryota; Metazoa; Chordata; Aves; Coliiformes; Coliidae
Product: pantetheine hydrolase VNN2
Exons: 7
Coding region: 72-1601 (509 amino acids)
Molecular function (GO): hydrolase activity, acting on carbon-nitrogen (but not peptide) bonds, in linear amides
Source: RefSeq, a predicted model, not a curated record
UAGAAGAUUAUUUCCAAAGGAAGCUUACUGGUGUCUGCCUCUCUCUGUCGGGUUUAUAUUCCCCACGCCUGAUGCAGGAGCCACAGGCAGCAGCCAUGCUCUCUCCCAGGCCUCUGCUGUGUGCUGCCGUGUUUGCGCUCACAGCCCUCCACACCCUGGGCUCCGACACCUUCAUCGCCGCCGUCUACGAGCACGCAGUCAUCCUGCCAGAGGCCACCAGCAAGCCCGUCUCUCCUGAGGAUGCUCUGGCCCUGAUGAACAGAAACAUGGACGUCUUGGAAGGGGCCAUCAAGGAAGCUGCGCAGCAGGGUGCCCACAUCAUCGUGACUCCCGAAGAUGGCAUUUACGGCUGGCGUUUCACGAGAGAAGCCAUCUACCCCUACCUGGAGGAUAUCCCGGAUCCAGCGGUGAGCUGGAUUCCCUGCACCGACCCCACAAGGUUUGGUCAUGCUCCAGUGCAGGAACGACUCAGCUGCAUGGCCAGGAAUAACUCCAUCUACGUGAUUGCAAACAUGGGGGACAAGAAGCCCUGUAACUCCAGUGAUCCUGGCUGCCCCAGCGACAGUCGCUAUCAGUACAAUACUGAUGUUGUCUUUGACCCAGAGGGGAAGCUAGUGGCUCGUUACCACAAGUACAACUUGUUUAGAAGAGAGACUCAGUUUAAUUACCCAAAAGAGCCAGAAGCUGUCACCUUUGAGACUCCCUUUGGGAAGUUUGGCAUUUUCACUUGCUUCGACAUCCUUUUCCGUGAGCCUGCCGUGGUCCUGGUGAGCGAGUUGCAGGUGGACACCGUGCUCUUCCCAACGGCUUGGAUGAACGUCCUGCCAUUUCUGACCGCCGUUGAGUUUCACUCUGCCUGGGCUAUGGGCAUGGGUGUCAAUUUACUUUCAGCAAAUACUCAUAACGUCAGCUUGGCAAUGACAGGCAGUGGGCUCUUCUCGCCGGAGGGACCUGUUGCCUACCAUUAUGACAGCGAGACUGAAGAGGGUCAUCUCCUGCUAGCAGAGUUGAGAUCACAUCCCCGGCUUUCCCCCACCUACCCGCCUGCUGUCAACUGGAGCUCGUAUGCUGCAAGGAUCAAGAAAUUUCCGCAAGAAAAGAAUACUUUUUCAGGAGCUGUUCGGCGGGAUAUAUUCACUUUCACUGAACUCAGACGCAAAACUGGAAACUACACAGUUUGCCAAAGAGACUUGUGCUGUCAUUUGGUCUAUCGAAUGUCAAACAAGAGCAAAGAUGAAGUUUAUGUCCUCGGUGCAUUUGACGGACUUCAUGGUUCUCUCAUAAAGUACCAUUGGCAGAUAUGCACACUGCUCAAGUGCAAGAGCACAGACCGGAACACGUGUGGGCAGCCAGUGGAGACAGCUCAGACCAAGUUUGAGAUGUUCUCCCUCAGUGGCACAUUUGGCACCAACUAUGUCUUUCCAGAAGUCUUGUACAGUGGGGUGGAGCUGGCCCCUGGGGAGUUCAAGGUGCUACAUGAUGGACGUUUGAAAAGCAAGCACAGUACAUCGAAACCAGUGGUAACAGUGACGCUUUUUGGAAGGCUUUAUGAAAAGGACUGGCCGCAUCCUCUCCGAACCUCCCAUAAUGUAGCUCCUUAGGUGUUACACAGCCACAAUAGACAAGAGGGGAAUUUCCUACAGUGAUCCACCUCCUCACGAUCUGUGGUAGUUAUCUUGUAUCAUUCCUGUUCUGCAGUCUUCCACUUAACCUCAGCAGCUGUGGUAGUUGGAUUUAUUUAGGAGAAAGCAAUGUGAUCACUCUGUUGAGUACAUGCUUUUAAUAGCACUUGAGACAGCUGAAUUAUUUUUUAGCAUGAAUGCUCUGUCACAUCAAAUCUUUAAUUAGAGGGAUUUUUUUUCUAAAGAUAUCAUGUAGAUUGUCACAAUAAUACUAAAAAGAAGAUUGAUACUGAAAUGUGUGAAGUUUGUCAGUUUGCUGCAGAACAAAUCUUUUCCAAGGAAGCCUUUCUGUCCCUUUCCUGUUUUUCAGACUGUCUGUUUUUCUCAUCCUUGCACACCAAUGAAUGUGUCCUCUCAGUGGACCUUGGUCCCAUUCUGAUUAAACAACUGUGCAAUGGAGAGAAAACCAGUUUUGAGAUGGUUUUAGGUGCAACUUUAGAGAAAGAAAGUGAUCCUUCACAACACACACAGACGCUGAGUCUGGCUAAACCAGUUCCACAGUGCUUCUGAGCUUGCACUGCUUUGUGCAUGGCAGAUGUGUGUUGAGUCCAAUGCAUUUCAUAUCAGACUUAUCACAUAAACAUAGUGUGCCAACACCUUUCCUAGGUAUUAGGAAAAUGUCUUCUAAACUGUGAAAACACAGGAAAUAAAAUGUUUUAGUAGCUGAAAUAAUUUUGCCACAUAGUGUGAAAAAUGGCAUCAUUUGGAACUUGUAGCAUUAACAGGUAAAAUUUGGCAGUCCUGGGCCUGAUUUGCACCACAUGUGCCUUGGAGUGGUCUCUAUCUCAAUGCUUAUCCCAUGGUCUUUUGCCUCUACCACCCUUCAUAUCAC